Molecule: messenger RNA, 866 nt
Organism: Cydia fagiglandana
Lineage: Eukaryota; Metazoa; Arthropoda; Insecta; Lepidoptera; Tortricidae
Exons: 1
Coding region: 25-783 (252 amino acids)
Biological process (GO): detection of chemical stimulus involved in sensory perception of smell; sensory perception of smell
Cellular component (GO): plasma membrane
Molecular function (GO): olfactory receptor activity; odorant binding
Source: RefSeq, a predicted model, not a curated record
CAAACAACUUCCGUAUUCCACACAAUGUCGACCAAGCAAUCGGACAGUUUUACUCAAAACCGAUUUUUCUGGACAAUCUUCGGAUUAUGGCCCGGGAAAAUACCUAACGAAUAUUACAAAUACUUCUCUUUUACCUAUCUAAUGAUCACCUUCGUCGCUUACGAAGCCCUUUUAACAUUAAACCUCUUUUACACGCCGCUAAGAAUUGACUCACUUAUUCGAGAAAUAAUUUUCUUCUUCACGGAAAUCGCAAUUGGAACCAAAGCGUGCAUGGUGAUUUUUAAGAGGAAAAAAAUUGCAGCCAUAUUUGAUAUGCUCGAUUGUGAAGAAUUUAAAGGAAGCGAUGAAACUGGCAGAGAGAUUGUUAGAAAGUACCACCAGUAUUAUAAAUCAUACUUGAAAACUUUUACUAUUCUAUGCAAUUUCACAUACUUCGCUCAAGUGCUUUUUCCUGUAUUCGGAUAUUGGAUUUUUGGAAACAAUUUGGAACUGCCGAUAUGCAAGUAUUAUUUUCUUUCUGACGAAACUAGAAAUCAAUAUUUUACCUUGAUUUAUAUAUAUGAAUCAUAUGGUAUGUACAAUCACAUGAUGUACAACGUGAACAAUGAUACUUUGAUAGCGGGUUACAUGGCAUUAGCCAUAGGCCAAGUUAAGGUGCUUCAACAUGAUUUGGAAAAUUUGAAAGUAGAUAAGUCUGACGAUAGCAGCGAAAAAAUGCGAGACCUAAAACAGCAGCAGAAAUUGCGUAAAAUUCUUCAUCACUACGGAUUGCUUAUAGAGUAAGUAUCGUAGACUAGCGACCCGCCCCGGAUUCGCACGGGUUAACAAAUUAUACACCUAAACCUUCUACAAGAAUCACUCUAUUG